Ipomoea nil (Japanese morning glory) is the source of this 1432-nucleotide messenger RNA. RefSeq names its product meiotic recombination protein DMC1 homolog. Gene Ontology annotation, molecular function: DNA strand exchange activity; double-stranded DNA binding; single-stranded DNA binding. The transcript is spliced from 15 exons. Lineage: Eukaryota; Viridiplantae; Streptophyta; Magnoliopsida; Solanales; Convolvulaceae. The coding region runs from base 160 to 1185 and encodes 341 amino acids. Gene Ontology annotation, cellular component: nucleus; condensed nuclear chromosome. Gene Ontology annotation, biological process: DNA recombinase assembly; DNA repair; reciprocal meiotic recombination. The record is from RefSeq and is a predicted model, not a curated record.
UAGCAUCAUAUAAAAACGCCCAAAUGCAAAAUCAUCUUCACACUUUCAUAAUCUCACCUACAAUCCUAAAGGCCGCGCCAUUUUUCCAGCAACAACUUCACUCUCCAAAAAAUUCAAAUUUCAGUCCUCUCUCUCUCUCUAAACGCGAGAUAAUCGAAAAUGCUAGCGUUCAAAUCUGAAGAGCACCUGCAGAUUGUGGAGCGAGAAGAGAUCGACGAUGAAGAAGACUUGUUCGAAGCUAUUGAUAAAUUGACAUCCCAUGGAAUUAAUGCUGGGGAUGUGAAGAAGCUUCAGGAUGCAGGUAUCUAUACCUGCAACGGAUUGAUGAUGCACACCAAAAAGAACUUGACAGGAAUCAAAGGAUUAUCUGAGGCAAAAGUUGAUAAGAUCUGUGAAGCUGCAGAGAAGAUAGUGAACUUUGGUUACAUCACAGGGAGUGAUGCUCUACUUAAAAGAAAGUCAGUAGUUCAUGUUACAACUGGAAGCCAGGCUCUUGAUGAACUCUUAGGAGGAGGGAUAGAAACUUCUGCAAUUACUGAAGCUUUCGGGGAAUUCAGAUCUGGGAAGACACAACUUGCUCAUACUCUGUGUGUUUCUACUCAGCUCCCUACUAGCAUGAAAGGAGGAAAUGGGAAGGUUGCUUAUAUAGACACAGAGGGAACUUUCCGACCUGAUCGUAUUCUGCCAAUUGCUGAAAGAUUUGGCAUGGAUGCCGGAGCUGUUCUUGACAAUAUCAUUUAUGCUCGUGCAUACACAUAUGAGCACCAAUACAACCUACUCCUUGGUCUGGCAGCAAAAAUGGCUGAAGAACCUUUCAGGCUUCUGAUUGUUGAUUCGGUAAUUGCAUUGUUUCGAGUAGAUUUCACAGGAAGAGGAGAACUUGCAGAACGCCAGCAAAAGUUGGCUCAGAUGCUCUCCAGAUUGACAAAAAUUGCUGAGGAAUUUAAUGUUGCUGUUUACAUGACCAAUCAAGUUAUUGCUGAUCCAGGAGGAGGUGUGUUCAUAUCAGAUCCAAAGAAGCCAGCAGGAGGGCAUGUACUUGCUCAUGCUGCAACAAUAAGGCUAAUGUUCAGGAAGGGAAAAGGAGAACAGCGCGUAUGCAAGGUGUUUGAUGCACCGAAUCUUCCCGAGAGUGAAGCAGUUUUUCAGAUAACUCCAGGUGGAAUUGCAGAUGUCAAGGACUGAAAACUAGCUGUGGUUUCCUUCUUGCUGCAACAACUGAGUGAUGCUCCUGCCAAUCAAUUUCUUCUCAUAUUUCUGAUAUCUAUAUCAAUCCUGUUAGUCAUACCUACUACUAUAGCACAACAGAACUGGUAAAUUUUUACUCUUUGAUGCUUAGAUUAAAUGAUCUUGAUCUCAAACAGGAUCAUGGAAUAAAGUAACUGCAUGUAAACAAGUGUAUUCACUCUAUGAACUCUAGAUUUACAUCAAA